Molecule: messenger RNA, 8790 nt
Organism: Cephus cinctus (wheat stem sawfly)
Lineage: Eukaryota; Metazoa; Arthropoda; Insecta; Hymenoptera; Cephidae
Product: homeobox protein abdominal-A homolog
Exons: 3
Coding region: 758-1936 (392 amino acids)
Biological process (GO): negative regulation of transcription by RNA polymerase II; anterior/posterior pattern specification
Cellular component (GO): nucleus
Molecular function (GO): RNA polymerase II cis-regulatory region sequence-specific DNA binding; DNA-binding transcription factor activity, RNA polymerase II-specific
Source: RefSeq, a predicted model, not a curated record
AGUACGCGGCGUUCGGUAUAGGGGGCUAUAGUACCUUCAUGCAUGGCCCAUAAAGGAUUCGUCGACUAUCCGAGAAGUACGCAAGAAACGGCUUCUAACAUCUGACAGCCACGCUCUCUCGUUGUUUCGCGCCCAGCCCAAUUUCGCGGGACUCGAGAUCAGCUGGCUGCGCCCACUGUUAUCGCGAUUACUCACGCGUAUUAUCAGCGACGAGAGACGCGAUACGCGAGACCGAAGUGGCUAACGGAAUAAAGAGACGUUUAUCCUUGCUCUUUGAGACAGUGGAACACUUCCUUCGAUAUCCUUCUCUUCGGACCCCGUUUAUCCUUAACCUCAACGACACACGGCCGAAUUUUACGCACCUACCUGCAGCGCCGGGAUCGGGGACCCGGGACUGCCUACCUACCUUAACUCAGUAUCUCUGUAUAGUCCGAUCCCCGAUCGUUGUUGUUGUGUUGUGCAAGUUUUGUAAGUGGUAAUAAAAGAAAAGUGAAGCCUGACGAAAGUAGCUAUAGAUGAGAGAAGAAGCUACGGCUACUGGAGUCAAUAAACAGCGAGGAGUCAGAGUGUAAAUCAAGGAGACGUAGCCGGGCAUGAUUUGAAAAUCUUUAAAAGGAUCCGUGCCAUCUCGUUAAAAUCGCCAGAUCGUUAUAGGGAUUUAAAGAGAGUCGGUGGCCGUUCGCAUAAGAUGCUCGCGGCCGAGAUUAGUGUCCAGUGCGGGUGUUGACUCUCGCCGGCUGUUCGCUCCUAAGCAGCGAUGAGUUCUAAAUUCAUAAUCGAUAGUAUGCUACCUAAGUACCAUCAGCAAUUCCACCACCAGCAAUUGUUCUCCUCCGCGAAUCCCAACUCGGUCCAGGCGUGCUCAUCCAGCCCGGCGUCGGCUAGCUUGGAAAGCAGCUUGUCCGCGGCGGCUGUAGCGGCAGCGGCUGUCAAUUACGCUCAACAUAAUUCACCGAGUCCGACGGGCUCGAGUCCUCAGCAUUCCGGAAGUUCGGCCUCGACAUCACCAGCAGCCAGGAGCACGUCCACCAUGUAUCCUUACGUUUCCGCAGCGGCGGCGCAUCAUCAUCAUCAGCAACAACAGGCCGUUGCUGCGGCAGCUUUCGGGGCUUCCUCGAGCAUGGUUCCUGGUUUUGGAUCGUCGGCAGCCUCCAGUGCGGCGCUCGCCGCCGCGGCGGCCGUCGACGCUGCGACAGCCGGUGACAAAUCGUGCCGUUAUACGGCUAGCCUCACUGGGAAUGUCGCACCAUCGCCUGGUGACCCCAUGGUCAACUAUACCCUAGGUCAUCAUCAUCAGAACGGUGCUACUCCUGGUAGUCUCGUAUCCUCUGCUUCGGCCUCCUCAGCCGUUUCCGCAGCUUCCGCAUCCAUGGCCGCAGCAGCACAGUUUUAUCAUCAAGCUGCGGCCGCAUCGGGCGUUGUUGAUCCUCUAGCUUCCUGUCAGCAACCUACUGCGGGUCAACCUGGCAUCCCGGACAUUCCCAGAUAUCCAUGGAUGUCGAUCACCGACUGGAUGAACCCCUUCGACCGAGUCGUGUGUGGUCCGAACGGCUGCCCAAGACGCAGAGGCCGACAAACCUACACACGGUUCCAGACCCUGGAGUUGGAAAAGGAGUUUCACUUCAACCACUACUUAACGAGACGACGACGAAUAGAAAUCGCGCACGCGCUGUGCCUGACGGAGCGACAGAUAAAAAUCUGGUUCCAAAAUCGGCGGAUGAAACUGAAGAAGGAGCUAAGGGCAGUGAAGGAGAUCAACGAGCAAGCCCGACGAGAGCGCGAGGAGCAGGACAUGAUGAAGAAGCAGCAGGCAGAGAAGCAAGCAAAGAUGCAGCAGGAGCAGCAAAGCGCACUGCAGCAUCAGCAGCACCACGUCAGUGGUCUCGACAAAGCGCAGAGCGAUCUUCUCAAGGCCGUCAGUAAGGUACCCACAUAGGAUACCUUGCUGAGCUCUCUCUUCUUUAAUAGGACAUAAUAGACGCGCAUAAGCGAAGCACACCCUCAACUACGUACUUACCUGGCCGGCCCGAGGAUGCCCGAGUUCAUCCUCGUGGUCCUCGCCUGACUGAUUCCUAGAAUGUAUUUUGUAAAUCGGAAGCGACAACGAGCCAUCGUGAUGCUACGUAGAGCCGUGUGAAUCGACGUGGAGCCGUGCAUCGACGAUUCCCUGUGAGAACGACGUCACAAGGAUAUACGAGCUCAAACGAAUUCUCCGUUCUCCGGGAAAACGAUCCUGGAAUCCAUCUUCGUGUGUUGCUUGAUUACGCUGCUAGAUGUCGCCCACAGUCUAUUCCGCAAGAAGACCUCAGUUCUUUCACAGAACGGUGCACUGUGUCACUGACAGACUCCACGUGUAUACCACAAUGCCGGGUACUAAAGGACAGCGUGAUCAUGGAUCAGGACCUCGUGGGACGAGGAUUUACAGGCUGGUUCCUGUUCGACAGGGAUAACGACAUGAGAACAUUCAAUGAUUCUGCGGAUCGCUCGAGUGGAGCUAGUGCAUUUUUGUUUCCGUGUACCUACAUAGACGCUACCAGUUUUUAUAUAUAUGGUGUCUUUCGUGAACUACAGUCGACGAUCUUUUUAAGAUCGUCGUCCUAGAAUCCAUUGGGAUUUGUCGCACAUGAGAGGUUGUGGAGUGCAUUCGGUGAACUGGAAAGGAAGUAAGUUUCUUUCUAGAAAAGUGCAAGAGUACAUGAGAAUACAUCGACGCAAGAAAAAAUCGCACGGUCUUUAUGCGUUAGCGAAGUCGAGUAGGUUAUUAUUAGUCUCGACAGAAGAAGCAAAACGACCGAUUAACAGUAUCGAUGAUUGUAAAGUUAAAAACAAAAAGUUAAUCGGUUCUUAAAUUGAUCGAUCCGACAUCAAUCUCAAUAUGCCUUACAGCCUGCGAAGAUCUCAUUAAACGGUGACACGGUUUAACCGAAGGUAUACAGCAACGGCGCCCAAGCUACAUAGCGAGAUAACGAUGGGGAAUAAUUAAGAUAUAUGAGGUCAUCGAUUCGUAUUAUGUAAAAGUCCCUCCAAAAUCAAGCCUGACGAUUUACCCGCGAUUAUCCAUUGACAAUGAGUGGUUCGUUUUCAGCUCCGCAUCGGCCAUGUUAUAUUUUGUGUAAUAUUAUCGAGAGUUUUAUUGUGUUCAAGUUACAACGUUAUAGUUUUUAUUUAAUCUAACGUACUUCGCUCUCCCUGUGUCCCUGUCCCUUUGUAUACUGCGCUCCAUUACGUCAUCCCGGUUAUCCUUCCUACGUUAAUCGCUAUUCUUUACCGUUUCCCUUCAUUUUCUCUAGUAAACUCUUCUCCAGCGCCACUUCGUCUCCCGCGCAACUUACUGUUAUUGCUGAUUAACGACGCCAGCGUUCACUCGCUUUUCCAAAUUUCAUUUUCUUUCCUCGCACAGAAAUUAUAUACACAGCGACACGAAAUUAAGAGGCGAACAAUAUUUAUGCAAUUUAUAAUGCAAGCGACACCCGUUACAGUGACGCAUGACAAAAUGUAAUGCAAAUGCAUUGCAGAAUCACCGGACGAGUAUUUCACUCUUAGUACAUUAAAUACGUAAUUUGGUGUCAGGGUAGACAUUUCCGUAUAGAUAUAGAGUCUAUUGUUGGUAUUACUUACUUAGUACUUGUAAACAUACACGGGCACGUACAGAUAAAGAUGAGAAAGAAAACGUUUCUGAUUAUAUAAAUUAAUAAUUUUUUUUUCUAUUUUUGUUUCACGCGACACCCCAUCCAAAUCCUCGUGUCAAUUCGCGUUUAAAUAUUAGUAAUGGCGAAUUACAGUUGCGAGAAUCGCAGUAACUGAGGAUCCGUUUUUUUUUUAGGAUGGGGAUUCGCGUAGUACUAUUACGGCGUAAAGCAUAGGGUAUAUAUAUAUAUAUAUUAUAUUAUUAAAAAUGAUAAGAAUAUUAUUAUAUAAUAUAUGAAAAAAAGGAAAUGAUCUGUUGUAUUCUGCUCUGAUAAGGAAGAAGAAGAAGAUGAGGAAGAAAUGAAAAAAAAGAAAUGAAUACGUUAGACACCUCGUAAGGGAAGUUUAGGUUAGAGGGAGUGAUAAUUACGUACUACGUAUAAGGUGUACGUAAAAGUUUAAAUUAAUAAUGCGUAACGCGACGAGUGCAGCUCUAAUAGACGUCCGAAGACUCAAGGCAGAGACAUAGGUAACCGCAAAGGAUACUACUCUAUUGCUAAUUGAAUAUUAUUACAAAUAAUAUCCGUACGUAAUUAAGAAGCUGCGCAUGCAAGACCGCACAAUAUACUCACGUACUUCACGUAGUGCGAGGUACAUACCGUAAAGGUACGUAAGAUAGUGAUUAAACUUUAAGGAAAAAGAAAAAAUGAUAAGCGGGAGAAAAUGUUAAAGGAAUACGGUAAUGCGGUUGGUAACGUACAUGAUAGGGAAUAAAGAUGGGGAAAAAAGGGAAUAAAUGAGAAACCUCACCUAAGGAUGAGAUCAAGGUAAAUGCCGAUGCCGUUUUAAUGUAAACGUUAGGAUCCUCGUAUGUAUGCUAUUUAAUAUGUAAUAAGUAUGUAUAUCUAUAUCGGUUUUCAUUCUGCGUACUCAGUUGUUACAUUUCGUACCUACGUGUAUAGAAUUUGAAUUGGUGAAUUUUUUCAAAAAAGUUUUUAAAAAACGUCAAAGAGUGUGAUCACGGCCUGAACCCACCCUGGCACAAGUAUACGGCAAAAUAGUAAGAGAAUGUGAGGAAACGGUCGAAUGGAAAACGUAGUGCGACGAAAAGGAAAGGAUGUUACGACGGGUUAAGUCCUGGUGAAAUUGUGUAUUUGUAGAAAGCUUUAUAAUAUCUAUUAUGAUCUAUUAUUGCUAGUUACGUUUGAUGUUAUGUCGUUAAUUAUAGUGACGCGCGGUAGUAGUGCAGUGGCGGCGCCGAUAAACGCCCGAACAAUUAGGUAUGUAGAGUUUGCUAAUAAAUUCAUUAAAACAUUUUUGUACAGAGGACGAUAUUUUCCGUGGCGUUAAUUUUUUACUUACGAUUAGUGUUUAAUAGCGAACAAAAAGUAAUGUGAAAAGAUGGAGUUGAGUACGGUCGCCUGUCCCUGCUGGUACGUGCAACAGCUUGUGAACACAUAUGCAUACCAGUCACUGAUAAUUGCUUAGAUAAUUAAUUGAUUAAUUAUUUGAUUAAUUAUAUAUGAUCCCAUUUUAUUUGAUCUUUCAAAAAUAAUAAACGAUCAUAAUUUUCUAAACUAAUUACGUCAACGAUAACUGCAUAUAAGAUUUGAUUUAUUUGGACUUUGUUGCAAUUUGCGAAAAUUAUUACUCAAAUUUUAAAAGAUUGGCUAUCCUACUUUAUGUAUAGUUGAUUCGUCACGUACAGUAUGUGUGAGAUUAUUAAUGACCGUUGAGACUGUUGGGAUGCUAUAUAGAUUUUUAGUUUCCUUUCGUUUUAAUCAAAUGCACACACGUGCCAUUAUCUUUACGAGCGGAUAUUAGUGCAAUGUAAAAUAUUGAUUUUACACUAUGUACAUGCAUAUAUUCUUACGCAUAUAUUUAUAUAUUCUCGCCACGAAGAAAUUGCAGCAGAGUGCAAAUACUUGGCGUUUACGUUGACGCGAUUGUUUCGUGACUAUUAUUUGCUAAACUAGUAGAAAAGUCUAUUUUCGACGCGAUUAUCCAUAAAAUACUUAAAAAAAAAUAGGAAAAAGAAAAAGCACAAAGUAAAAAAAAAGCAAGUGUCAAACGAAUGAGAUGAAAGAGUGAAACAAAUAAAAGGGAAAAUUGGUAAAAUCAUACGCAGGCGCCGUCCACAUCUCUUAUGCUUUUUUAAGCGGCUUAUCUAUGAUGAACGUUUGGAAUUCUAAUAAUUAUCAUUAAUGCGGAAAAAGAAAAAGAUCAUAGUAACGCGUAAUCAUAUCAUGUAACGUUCGUAAUACUUCCCUAUGUCCCAGAAGACCUUGAACCUACAACCCAGCCCGUGACCCAUUCCUUGGAAAUCAUCUCCAUCCAUUCUCCUCAUCCAAUUUACCUAACCUAAACCUUGCUCUCUGUAAACCCUACCAAUAUUAUAAAUGUAUUAUAUAAUUGCGCUAGAACGUAACGUUUAAGUAAUGUAACGAGUACGUUAGUAGAGUACAACUUUGCCAGACUUGCCAAACUCGCGAUGAAAUACGAAAAACCCGUCUGCACGAUAAAUGACGGCGUUAUAACGAAUUGUUGUAAAGCGCGCAGAGGGACGUCGUAUGAGACGCAUCGCGAGGACUUCUCGUAUCCGAAUUAUUUGAAGCAUGAUGGGAAACCGAAGUGGAGAACGAAGUGGAUGAUAGAGGAAGUGCGUAACGAUAUAAGGUACUAGGGUGGUAGAAGACGAAUAUAGGGUGAAAAGCGCAUUAAGAAAUAUCGCUAUAUUGUGUGGCUCAAGCAAUUGGUAAGUAAAUUUACCGAAAACCCGAGUGACUGUAGUACGAAGCGCGUGUGUAUACGCGUGCGAUUAAGAUUAGCUUAAGAUUUAAUUAAACGCGUGAGAGAGUGUGAUUGCGUAGCUGUCGAUAUGUACUAUAAGUAUAACUAAACGACUAAUUAAACGAAUUAGAUAAUCCUCACGUAGGAGAAGCGUAUGAUUAAUAUUUACAGUGAAGUUAAAGGGGAUGAAAAAAAAAAAGAAAAUGAAAAAUAGCACGAAUCCGUCACACGGAGAAAACAGGAACAAGUUGAAAUUGUUUGUUAUAUUUUUUUUUUUCUUUACAUAUAGAUACAUUGUUUAUUUAUGAACUGUUUAUUUUACGUAGUUUUUUUGGUCGCGCGUAUUUGUUUUUGUUAAUACGAAGAUGAGGUACUGACGAGUUUCUUUUUCUUCUUAUCUCUCUUCCCUCUGUUCUUCUUCCUCUUUCUCGAUAACGUAGACUAGGUUUAGUACUGUCGCUUUUUCGCGUUUCCUUUCCUUUUUUUCAUUGUUUCGCGUAUACAGAUCUUUAAUGUUUCUUGUUUUAAUUACGUUUUCGAAAGCCGGUUAAUCAUUUAUUAUUAAUGUUAUCACGUUUUUUUUUACAUACGUACACGGAAGCCUCGUACCCCUUCUCUUUUUUAUUAUUACUAAAAUUUACUAUUUCCCUCUCUCCCUAUCCUCUUGCACUUUUCUCAUCAUUUUUCCAACGUCCCUUUCUCUUCCCAGUGCUUUUCAUCCACAAUGUAUCCAAGAGCAGUCUGCAAGACGUAAAACUUCGUUUUCAUAGUAAGAGAGCGCCUCGUUCGGCGCUAUGCGAAAAGCCUUCAUCGGCCUCCAUCCACAAAUGACUGGUAAUAUGCUUAGUUCCCUAGUUAAAAUCCAUCCCCGUAAUAACCUUGUUUAUACUAGAACAACGUUGUACAAAAAAAAAAAAUGACGUAGGUAUAUGCGUUCAACGAGCACUUAAGUUUAGAUCCGAAAUUUUGAUCUGCACUUUGGGUGCCGUUUUCAUAGGCAGCUCUUUACCCGCUUUGUUUUUUUUUUUAAUCUUUUAUGUAUUAUAUAUAAAACUUACUCCCAGAACUUUCUGUUCUACGUAUGACGCGUGCGAAUGGUCCGCAUUCUUAUCUGCAUCUAUGACUUCGCUUUUCCGUUUCCCGGCUGUCGUACGCUUAUUAACUGUUUUCUACGCGUCAGUAGAAUUUUAAGCCAUGUCUUUCUCUACCGAAAGCAGCUCAACGACUUUUCGUACAGUCGCGGGCUCGAGUCACCGAUCACCAAUAAAUAUUUUACGUGCGAUCAAAGCGAGGAUUGAUAUCGUAAAAUUUGAUGUUUCUUACUGUGACGAUCCGCGAAUCGAACCCGCGACUAAUUUACGAACAAUUUUUAGUGUUAAAUAAUUUUUUAUAUUUUUCGUAAAUUCAUGUUUCGGCUACACCUUAUUGGCGUAUCCGCACACGAAUAUAUUACUCAUGUACAGGCGACUGACUAGCUGCGAUACCUUCGAUGCUGAGAAAAAAAUCACGGAAAAUUUUUCACAAAAACUACAAAAAGUGUCACGAAGAAAUAACACGUGCUUGAUCAUUUGACGAAAUUUUUUCAUCGAAAAUUUUUUGUCAUUUUUCUUGAUUGCUUUAUAAAAAAUUAAGUGGCCAUACAUCGUUUCUUUUUUUUUUUCGCAAUGCCAAAAGAAGCGUGAGAGACGUAUGGAUUUUUAUUUUACGCUCAAAAGCAUCGUUCGUGUCCACUGUCUAGCUACACUUUUUCGUAAUUUCCUGUGCCGUUGAUAUUUAGCUGGUAAGCCUCGAGGGUGUUGAGCAAUUUAGUUAAAAGCGCAUCACGUCGUAUAAUUCACGAUAUUCGCAGUAAACUCGGAAUAAACCGGUACGAAGAGGAUUCGCACAUUCUUGUCCAACGGGAAGUUAUCUUAUGUGUUGUCUUGCUGUACCUACUAAGUGGAUCGAUAUUACCGUGUAUUGCUUCCUAAUUCUCGGUGUAAAUAUUAACGUUACUUAAUAUUAACAUACCCACUGAGUGCAGCCCGCACUGUAAACCGACCGAGCGAUACGCACGGUCCUUUAUGCGGAUCUUGCAAAUUCAUGGAUACCUAAUUAAUGUAAUACUAUAACUAUAAGAGAGCAUAGCUGUCCUACAAUACCUAUCUACCAUGUUAAGUAAUAAAGUAAUGAAUUUAAAAAAAAAAUCUCAUGUCUACUGACUAUUAAAAAUUAGUAUUAUACGACGACGAGAGCCGAGAGACGUACGGGAUAAUGAUGAAGAAAUAAUCCAUUGACAAUGAAUGUAAAUGUAUCCAUUUUCGAAACUCGAUGUAGAAUUAUACUCAUAAGCUAUAUCUAUGAUAUACAAACGAAAUAAAAACGUAUAGUAAA